GUAGAGCUACUGCACAUAACCAGACACCACUCCUCAACCAGACAACUAAGAACUAUUUCCCUACCUUCCUCUUGCCGGCAUUCAUGCUUUCUAGAAGUAAUGCCUACAAUUUAACAACUAAAGGGCCAUGGUUUAAGUGUUUUGUUUAGGGAAUAGGGAUUGCACUCUUUUUGCCAGUCAGGGUCUGAUUAUGGUACAACAGAGAUGGUUUACUUGAUUAGUUUGAUGCACCAAAAGAAUAGCUAUUUGAGUGUAUUAAAUCUGUGUGUAAUAAAAUGGUAGGAUGCCAAACUUGAUUUAUGGCCAACUAGCUUAUUUCUAGUUAGAAACCGUAACGAGGACUAGUCAUUGAUAGCUAUGCAAUAAAGCAGUUUGGUGUCUGAUAAUCUGACUUUCUGGUUUGCAUUGCAUGGUAGGCAAAUUGGUACAUGCACCAGUUCUGCUCUGUUGAGAUGCAGCUAUUUUCAAAAGAAUCCUAUUAUUAUAGAUUUAGCUUCAGCCUUGUGCUGAAAAGUGAUACAAACCAUCCCCUAACAUGUCGGCUUGAAAAUAAUAGAGAUUUGGAGUUAGAUCUGGAGGUGUAAUCACCCAAUUCUCGCAACAAAGGAAUUAUGGGGGCAAUACAGGAAGCAUGGACAUUUCAAGUAGAGGACCAUUGUGGAGUGUGAAGUCCCAAUCAUUCUGGCCCCAACUGAAGCAAAUGGUUUGGGAUAUUUCCCUCUCCUUGCACCCAACCAACUAUGGUCCAUAGUUUGGUAACCAUCCAAAAGAAUAUAUUAGGUAGGCAAAUAUUAUGUAAGCCCGUCUGGAUUUCAUCAUGGACAUGUAAGUUGCUCCUAACAUGGAACAAUUAAUGGUCCACCUCAGCAAGUCAUAGUUUCAUCUGCAUCCUCAGAAUGUUAUGCCCACAGCCUUCAUUACCGCGGAGGAUGAAUCCUAAUCUGUAGAAAAUUCAGCAUAUUCAUACUAAUCUCGUUCUCCAUGAGCAAACGGCAAAGCACAUGUUGCGGAAGUCGAAUAAGUCCUGAUCAUAAUUGAUGGUGUCCUUAUUAAGCAUCACUGAUAACGUUAUCUUUUGCCAUGUGGAUUAGCGUAUACUCUAUUGCCAUGUGGAUUAGCAUAUAUAAAUACGAUAUCAGGAGAUCUGGCUUGCUACAGAAAGAAAUAGGAAGCAGUUGCAGGACUAGCAAGUUUGGUGAAUCUUUUUAAUUUAGGGUUGACCAAGCAGCUCAACUAACCAAUACUAAUACUAGAGUACAAAACAGAAAUGCUGCAUAUGAAAGUAGUUUCAUCGGACUAUCGGCAAUUGGCAAAAACCAUGAUUGUGCAAGCAGACCAUACUAGUAGGCAAAAACAAAGAAAAAAGACGGUGGGUGGGCAAAAGAAAAUCCGUUUGAGCAGCGUCGGAUACCUGUUCCGCCUCAUCCUGUUUUAUUAUUGAAGAAUAAACAAGGAAAAGGGGUGUAUGAUGAGGGGGCUUCCUUUUGUUAAUACCUCAUCCAGUUUGCAUUAUGCACAUUGGCUUGUUAAAUGGAGAAAUGGUAAGAUGAUUGGGGCUCGUGAGAUCAGGGCUGUUUUCUUUAAAGUAUACAUGAAUGAUCCGUCUACAACUAAUACUCUGUCCUAGUAUACAAUACAGAUCAUCUCCAUGUCGACAUGAUUGUGUUGGAGAAUCAAAACAGCCCCCGUAGUCCAUAGACGACAUCAUGUAGGACACACGAAUUGCACUGCCCCUGGGUCACAACUGACAGGAGAGGUCCUAGAAAAUGGCUCGGGGAAUAGUCUCCAACGUGGCACAUAUUCUUCAUCUAAAUAAAAUUCUUGGCAGACAAAUUAUCAUUGAGUUUGUGUCUUACAGAAAGAUUGAGGUUCUAUAUCCGAUCUCGGCGAUCGUCGAUGCGGAUAAUUUACUUGUAGACUGAACGGGUUCGACACCCUGGCCCUGGAUUGAUGGGUUAUUUGCUUGUGUUGCACGAGUAGUUUUUAGGCAGGGAGGGCAGCAUCAAGGGAAAGAGAGUGGGAGGGAGGGGAAAUUGGGUGGACCUAAUAAUCCCCCACAAACAACUUAGGAAGAGGGAGGCAUCACGGGUGGAUGCGGUUAGUUAGCUGUUAAAACCGAAGGCGCCAAGAGGGUAGGCAGGGGGAGCUUACCUCACUUUACACCUACCUGUGAGGCUUGUGAAUCGGGCAAGUAGGCAGGCAAAUGGAGCCUGUGUGUCCUGUGCCCUGUGGCUGGCUGUGUCGUUGUUGCCUUUCUAUCCUCCUCUUUGUGUGUGUGUGUGUGUGUGUAAUAAACUGGUAAACAAACCGGUGGGGUGCUGAGUUGAGGUGAGGUCAUGACCUGUGGGAGAGGGAGGGGGAGGCCUACCAGUGCCCGUACCAGCCUAACCUUUUUCCCACCAACUCAGCCUCUAGAAGACCUUCUUCCCCGAUCCAGUGCCAGUCAAGUGCAGUGCCGCCUAUAAAGAUCCAGCCUCCGGGUCACCCACCCCUCCCCGUAGCACUAGCCCCCAACAACAACAACAGCACCAACUUCCACUCCUGCAAACCCGACCCAACCCAACCCAACCCACCACCGAGCACAAGAAAAGGAGAGUCAUCGGCGGCGGCAGACCAUCUACAGAGAUAGUGAGAUGGGGAGGUCGCCGUGCUGCGAGAAGGCGCACACCAACAAGGGCGCCUGGACCAAGGAGGAGGACGACCGGCUCACCGCCUACAUCAAGGCGCACGGCGAGGGCUGCUGGCGCUCCCUGCCCAAGGCCGCGGGGUUGCUCCGCUGCGGCAAGAGCUGCCGCCUCCGCUGGAUCAACUACCUCCGCCCCGACCUCAAGCGCGGCAACUUCAGCGAUGAGGAGGACGAGCUCAUCAUCAAGCUCCACAGCCUCCUGGGCAACAAAUGGUCUCUGAUAGCCGGGAGACUCCCAGGGAGGACGGACAACGAGAUCAAGAACUACUGGAACACGCACAUCAGGAGGAAGCUCACGAGCCGGGGGAUCGACCCGGUGACCCACCGCGCGAUCAACAGCGACCACGCCGCGUCCAACAUCACCAUAUCCUUCGAGACGGCGCAGAGGGACGACAAGGGCGCCGUGUUCCGGCGAGACGCCGAGCCCACCAAGGUAGCGGCAGCGGCAGCGGCGAUCACCCACGUGGACCACCAUCACCAUCACCGUAGCAACCCCCAGAUGGACUGGGGCCAGGGGAAGCCACUCAAGUGCCCGGACCUGAACCUGGACCUGUGCAUCAGCCCCCCGUCCCACGAGGACCCCAUGGUGGACACCAAGCCCGUGGUGAAGAGGGAGGCCGGCGUCGGCGUCGGCGUCGUGGGCCUGUGCUUCAGCUGCAGCAUGGGGCUCCCCAGGAGCGUGGAGUGCAAGUGCAGCAGCUUCAUGGGGCUCCGGACCGCCAUGCUCGACUUCAGAAGCAUCGAGAUGAAAUGAGCAGAGCAGAGCAGAGCACCCCCUCCCUCCUCUCUCCUGUGACUUGGAUAUUGGUUUAGCCUGUAGGUGAAAAUACAGCGAGUGAAAGAGAUGCAAGAAGAAAGAGCGAUGAUCUUGUGGUGCCCUGUUUCGCCAGGAUCAUCUCCUUUCCUUCUUUAUGCCCUCUCGUUGCUCCAUUUUGUUUGUCCGGUUGUAAAAAAAAAAUUACCGUUUGACUAAUCAUGGGCAAUAAUACUCUGGUGCUGGGUGGCUCACUGUAUAAAUUACAGGAGUGCUUUCAAGAAA
This is a messenger RNA of Triticum dicoccoides, 3725 nucleotides long. RefSeq names its product myb-related protein Hv1. NCBI's taxonomy places the organism in Eukaryota, Viridiplantae, Streptophyta, Magnoliopsida, Poales, Poaceae. The transcript has 2 exons. Bases 2634 to 3440 code for a protein of 268 amino acids. The record is from RefSeq and is a predicted model, not a curated record.